This is a messenger RNA of Pungitius pungitius (ninespine stickleback), 1892 nucleotides long. RefSeq names its product ribonucleic acid export 1 (gene rae1). The transcript has 13 exons. Gene Ontology annotation, molecular function: RNA binding; ubiquitin binding. Gene Ontology annotation, cellular component: nuclear pore. Bases 180 to 1286 code for a protein of 368 amino acids. Lineage: Eukaryota; Metazoa; Chordata; Actinopteri; Perciformes; Gasterosteidae. Gene Ontology annotation, biological process: transcription-dependent tethering of RNA polymerase II gene DNA at nuclear periphery; RNA export from nucleus. The record is from RefSeq and is a predicted model, not a curated record.
CGGUUGCUCGGGGCAUUGCAUGGGUUCACGGGCUCAUUUACGUCAUCAAACCUCGACGCGCCGGGGAACAAGCGCCACUUUUUUGAUGCGCCAAAUUAUUUAGGCAUUUUCAGCGUUACGGAACGUAUCUGUAGUACAACACAUUUUUGGGCGUACAGAACGAAUAACGUUAAUGUACGAUGAGUUUAUUUGGGGCAACCUCCGGGUUCGGAGCAGCGGGGGCAGGUGUCUUUGGGAACGCAACGACAGACAGCCAUAAUCCCAUGAAGGAUGUUGAGGUGACGUCCCCUCCAGAUGACAGCAUUAGCUGUCUGGCUUUCAGUCCCCCCACCAUGCCAGGGAACUUCCUCAUUGGGGGAUCCUGGGCCAACGAUGUCCGGUGCUGGGAGGUUCAGGACAAUGGGCAGACUGUACCCAAAGCCCAACAGAUGCACACCGGCCCGGUGCUGGAUGCAUGCUGGAGUGACGACGGGAGUAAGGUCUUCACUGCCUCCUGUGACAAAACCGCCAAGAUGUGGGAUCUUAACAGCAAUCAGGCUUUGCAGAUUGCACAGCAUGACGGCCCAAUCAAAUCCAUCCACUGGAUUAAAGCUCCGAACUACAGCUGUAUCAUGACCGGCAGUUGGGACAAAACACUGAAGUUUUGGGACACCCGGUCUCCAAAUCCCAUGAUGUCUUUGCAGAUGCCAGAGAGAUCCUACUGUGCUGAUGUUGUGUAUCCCAUGGCUGUGGUUGCCACAGCGGAUAGAGGCCUGAUAGUGUACCAGCUGGAGAACCAGCCCUCUGAAUUUCGCAGAAUCGAUUCUCCUCUCAAACAUCAGCACCGCUGUGUUGCCAUAUUCAAGGACAAGCAGAACAAGCCCACUGGCUUUGCACUAGGAAGCAUUGAGGGCCGUGUGGCCAUCCACUAUAUCAACCCCCCAAACCCGGCCAAAGAUAACUUCACCUUUAAGUGUCACAGGUCGAAUGGAACCAACACGACCACUCCACAGGACAUCUACGCCGUGAAUGCCAUCUCCUUCCACCCUGUCCACGGCACACUGGCUACCGUGGGCUCAGAUGGACGCUUCAGCUUUUGGGACAAAGACGCGCGCACAAAGUUGAAGACCUCAGAGCAGCUCGAUCAGCCCAUUACAGCGUGCUGCUUCAACAGCAACGGCAACAUCUUUGCAUAUGCCUCCAGUUACGACUGGUCAAAGGGCCACGAGUACUACAACCCCCAGAAAAAGAACUACAUCUUCUUGAGGAGUGCUGCCGAGGAGCUGAAGCCUCGGAACAAGAAAUGAUUCGUCGGGCCACGGCGCAUCUGUUGUGAGGAAAUGUGGAAGAACUGUGUGUGUGUGUGUGUGUGUGUGUGUGUGUGUGUGUGUGUGUGUGUGUGUGUGUGUGUGUGUGUGUGUGUGUGUGUGUGUGUGUGUGUGUGUGUGUGUGUGUGUGUGUGUGUGUGUGUGUGUGUGUGUGUGUGUGUGUGUGUGCUCGAGACGGACUCCUUCCUUUUGGCAAACACCAGGACCAAUGCGGCGGUGCUGCGUGCCACGCAUGGACCAAUCAGAGGGGCCUACCCAACCCAACCUGGCGUGGAUGAUCACUGUGUUUUUGUGCUCAGCUCUUUUUUUUCCACUGCUAUUCAAAGACUUUUGUUUUGUUGUGAUUUUCUGUUAUUUUUGUGGUUCAGCUCUGACUAAAACUGGGAUGUAAAAUAAAUAACCACAUGUUCUCUCAUGUUUAUUCACACCUGAGGGUUAAAAUGAACGUAUUGUUUUAGGUUGCGGGGGUUUGUGUUUGGGAUUCACUGAACUGUGAUGUGCAUGCUAAACCAUUUACUACUCUGUUGUUUUCUCACAUUGGAAUCUUCCCAACAUCAAAAUGAUAAACUUUGAACAACAUCUGGA